Molecule: messenger RNA, 3525 nt
Organism: Acanthosepion pharaonis
Lineage: Eukaryota; Metazoa; Mollusca; Cephalopoda; Sepiida; Sepiidae
Source: the annotation of a GenBank genome assembly
AUGGGGCGACCUGAGGAGUUAUUCUUGCCCCCCAGAGGCUGGAAUCCAGGAAGAAGGUGUCUAUUUCUAUGUCUGUCUAUCUAUCUAAAUAUGUUUAUCUAUCUAUCUAUCUAUCUAUCUAUCUAUCUAUCUAUCUAUCUAUCUACAAAUAAAUGCAAUAUACAUUAUUUUUUGUUUAUAGCCACUCCCCCAUCACAGCGUGUCCAGUUUUUGCUUGGUGAAGGAGAUGAAGUUGAUGAAGAGCACAGGCCACACGACAUCUUCUGUGAAAUGGCUGAACUUCACUAUGUCGAUGGCGAGAUGGAAUGGAAAGAAAGUGCCAGAUGGAUUAAAUUUGAAGAAGAUGUGGAGGAAGGGGGUGAUCGAUGGUCAAAACCUCAUGUGGCUACCCUAUCUCUUCAUUCAAUAUUUGAAUUGCGUUGUGCCAUCAUGAAUGGAACAUGCAUGUUAGAUAUGGAUACUACAAACAUGCAACAGGUUGCAGAUCUAGCACUGGACAACAUGGUGGCGAAUAAGCAACUUGCUGAAGAAAAUCGAGAUAAAGUGAGGGAAACACUGCUGAGUCGUCAUAGACAUCAACAUGAAAAACGUCAUCGCAAAACUGAAGAAGGAGGAAGUAAACUCCAUCUUCCCAUCAUCCGCUCCUUGGCUGACAUUGGAAAGAAAUAUUCUGAGCCAAAAAACCUCAGCCAAAACGAUGAUAAAACUGGUACAAAAAGCACUCCAAAUUUGGGACUGUCUCGCAAUAACACAUCUGGAGGCAUGUCAUCAAUAUCUCCCACCUGCAGCUCUUUACAGCCUAGUCCAUCCUUCACCAAUGCAGAUUUAACAGAAGUCCCAUCAUCUCAUAAGAUCAACAUCCACUUUAUGAAGAAAAUUCCACAAGGAGCUGAAUCCGCCAAUAUUUUGGUUGGAGAAGUGGACUACUUAAACCACCAAGUUACCGGCUUCAUCCGGUUAAACAAAGCCCUGAUCCUAGGUGAUUUGACAGAGGUUCCUGUGCCAACCAAGUUUAUUUUCUUUCUUUUGGGCCCCCUGGGAAACAGCAACAGAUAUCAUGAGAUUGGUCGUUCCAUUGCUACUCUCAUGUCAGAUGAGGUGUUCCAUGAUGUAGCUUACAAAGCAAGGAAUCGUGAUGAUUUAUUGGCAGGAAUUGAUGAAUUCUUAGACCAAGUCUUCAUUCUACCACCAGGUGAAUGGGACCCCAGCAUUAGAAUUGAGCCCCCAAAAAGUGUACCAUCACAAGAGGGCCGUAAAACCCCAGGAUCUGGUGGUCAUCUUCCUAAUGGAAAAGCUGUUGUAGAAGAAGAUGAAGAUGAACAUAGUGAUGAAACACUGGUGCGAACUGGAAGGUUAUUUGGUGGUUUGAUUUCAGAUAUCAAACGAAAAGCUCCAUUCUACCUAAGUGACAUUACAGAUGCCCUCCAUGUACAGUCUUUGGCAUCUUUUGUUUUCUUAUACUUUGCCUGCCUCACUCCAAUCAUCACAUUUGGUGGUUUGCUUGGAGAUGCAACUGAGCAAAAUAUGGCUGCCUUUGAGAGUAUUCUUGCAGGUGCCAUUUGUGGCAUUGUGUAUUCACUGCUUGCAGGGCAACCCCUUACCAUUCUGGGGAGUACAGGUCCUGUUCUAGUAUUUGAGACGAUUCUCUAUAAUUUCUGUCAUGAGCAAAGCCUGGAUUAUUUGGCCUUUCGGUUGUGGAUUGGGCUCUGGACUGGUUUCAUUUUAAUUAUCAUGGUUGCAUUUGAUCUCAGCGCUCUGGUACGGUACAUCACACGUUUUACUGAGGAGAGUUUUGCAGCUCUUAUCUCUCUGAUUUUUAUCGUUGAGUCUUUGGUGAAGCUUAUCCAUAUCCAUGAUGAAUAUCCAGUUAAGACGGGCCAUUCAAAAGAACUGCCAACCAACUGCACCUGCCUUGAACCCAACAGUUCAGUUGUCACUGCACAACCCAAUACUACCUCAGUUAAUUGGAAUUUUGUCACCAAAUCUAACUGCACGGAUUUAGGGGGUACAUUAAUAGGUGACGGUUGCAAUAUCCAUCCGUACGUUCCUGACGUAUUUUUCUUGUCCAUUAUGCUCUUCACCGGUACUUUCACUAUUGCCAUGGCCCUGAAAGGAAUACGGAAUGCACGCUUUUUCCCUUCUUUGGUGCGUGCAAUAAUUAGCGACUUUGCUGUGAUCAUUGCCAUUGUAUCUAUGGUCACAGUUGAUGCAUUACUUGGUAUUGGAACUCCAAAACUUUUGGUGCCUACAGAAUUUAAGCCUACUUUACCGACACGUAGCUGGGUUGUGAACCCUUUCAGGAAUCCUUGGUGGACAAUCCUUGCUGCCCUUAUUCCAGCCUUACUAUGCACAAUUCUAAUUUUUAUGGAUCAGCAGAUUACUGCUGUCAUUGUAAAUAGAAAAGAAAACAAACUCAAAAAAGGACAUGGCUAUCAUUUGGAUUUGUUUAUUGUGGCCAGCCUGAUUAUGAUUUGUUCGCUACUUGGACUGCCUUGGUUUGUCGCUGCCACAGUCCUCUCGAUCACCCAUGUCAUGAGUUUGAAAAAAGAAUCCCAGUGUACUGCUCCAGGAGAAAGACCCAAAUUUCUGGGGGUUAGGGAGCAGAGAGUAACAGGUACAUUGGUUUUCCUUAUGAUAGGAAUUUCUGUGACUUUAACAUCUGUCCUUAUGAACAUCCCGAUGCCAGUUUUGUAUGGUGUCUUCCUCUAUAUGGGUGUGUCAUCUUUACGGGGUAUGCAGUUAGUGUGCCGUGUGAUGAUUCUGUUCAUGCCUGCCAAAUACCAACCUGACUACAUGUACCUGAGACAUGUUAGAACAACUCGUGUUCAUCUCUUUACUUUAAUCCAAUUAAUUUGUCUUGGAAUCCUUUGGGUGAUUAAGACCAUCAAGAAAAUCUCCAUUGCCUUCCCUCUAAUGGUAUUAGCAAUGUGCUUUGUUCGCAAAGCAAUGGAUUAUAUCUUUACCCAGAGAGAGCUGAAAUGGUUGGAUGAUAUUAUGCCAGAAGCUCAUAAACGAGCCAAGGAAGAUGCAGAAAAACAAAUGCAAGAAGAAGAGAUGAAACUGAUGGAGGGAGUGGACCCGAACCUAAGUAGUAAUGUGAUAGGUAUGCCCUUGGAAGGGAUGACCAUCAGCUCAGAACUGGAUUCUGUGAACAUAACAGAAGAGAUGACCAAGACUGCCAUCUGGAAGACCAUUGUGGCCACAGAUCAGUCAAGCAUUCCUCAAGGUGACCACUCUGAAAAAACACACAAAAGUGACCGUACUGAAAAUGGCAAGAAGAAGGCCAAAAAACACAGUAAGAAAACAAGUCCGACAAAGGCUACAUCCGAUGAUUCUGGCCUACCUCCGAUUCCUGGUAGCCCCGGAACUGAGGAUUCUGGCAACAGUGAUGCAGUCAAGUCACCUAAACGACGUAAUUUACCCGUUAAAUUUUACAUCGACGAUACAGAAGAGAAAGAACAUUUGAUGACGGCUCCCGACAUUGUUGUCGAGCCUCCCAGCGAACGGGGCUCCCCAGAGAAAUGA